Chondrus crispus (carragheen) is the source of this 1269-nucleotide messenger RNA. RefSeq lists its product as hypothetical. Gene Ontology annotation, biological process: ATP synthesis coupled electron transport. Gene Ontology annotation, cellular component: membrane. The transcript has a single exon. The record is from RefSeq and is a predicted model, not a curated record. The coding region runs from base 1 to 1269 and encodes 422 amino acids. Gene Ontology annotation, molecular function: iron-sulfur cluster binding; NADH dehydrogenase (ubiquinone) activity. NCBI's taxonomy places the organism in Eukaryota, Rhodophyta, Florideophyceae, Gigartinales, Gigartinaceae.
AUGGCACGGAUUCACAGAGUGGCGCACUGCGUGCGAUAUUAUUUUCGCAGGGAAACGAGCAGACGAAUGCAAGGUAGCGACGUAUUUGAUCGUUACGUAGCUGUUGGUCGAAGCCGGUUCUCGACGAAGAAGGCGUGGUGUGGCUUGGCGGGAAGGCGAUUAAAAAGCGAGGUAGCAAUUCACGAGACCAAUGGUGAUGUCACAGGCCUUCAGCUUCCUUCAAACGCAGAUUGCGUCUUUUAUUUAAAAUUUACUCUCGAUCAGCUUCGUCUCCCUGCCAGUCGCUAUGUUUGUCCUGCUGUUCCAGUUGUACUUCAACCCGAUUCCUCUUUGACCCCACCCCGUCCUCGCAUCGCCUGGUCAAUCCACCCUCUCUUCCUCUGCCGCGCGACAAUGAACGCCUUCCGCUCUGGCCUCUCGACCCCCUCUACUGCUCUGCGCGCCGCGUUCUUGCGCCGCGGCUACGCUGUUUCCGCGGACACCGUCUCCGUGACAAUCAACGGCGCAGAGCGCGCUGUCCCCGCCGGGGCCACCAUCAUCCAGGCAUGCGAGUCUGCCGGCGUGGAGGUCCCGCGCUUCUGCUACCACGAGCGCCUCUCCAUCGCUGGAAAUUGCCGCAUGUGUCUCGUCGAAGUCGAGCGCAGCCCGAAGCUGGUCGCCUCGUGCGCCAUGCCGGUCAUGCCCAACAUGGUCAUCAAGACCGAUUCGGACAAGGUCAAGAAGGCGCGCGAAGGGGUUCUUGAGUUUCUCUUACUUAAUCAUCCGCUCGAUUGCCCGAUCUGCGAUCAGGGAGGCGAAUGCGACUUGCAGGAUCAGGCUAUGGUUUUCGGCUCGGAUCGAGGAAGGUUUUAUGAGUCUAAGAGGUCCGUAGAGGAUAAGUAUAUCGGCCCGCUCGUCAAGACCAUUAUGACGCGCUGCAUUCAUUGUACGAGAUGUGUUAGGUUUGGGACGGAAGUUGCUGGUGUCGAGGACCUUGGGACAACGGGGAGAGGGAGGGAUACGGAGAUCGGCACAUAUAUUGAAAAGAUGCUGGAUUCGGAGUUGUCUGGUAAUGUCAUUGAUCUUUGUCCGGUCGGGGCUUUUACGAAAAAGACUUACAAUUUUGAGGCGUCAAAACCCCAGCAGAGACAGUCAGGAGAGCAUCGUCACCGUCACGGACAGAGUUGUGGGUGCACGUCAAAGAAAGAAGGGACGAUUAUGCCCGGCCUGGAAUUCCUUGCGGCAGAACAAAUGAGCGCCACCAGCAAGGUUUCCAGGGGGACGGCAUGA